Molecule: messenger RNA, 1255 nt
Organism: Hymenoscyphus albidus
Lineage: Eukaryota; Fungi; Ascomycota; Leotiomycetes; Helotiales; Helotiaceae
Source: the annotation of a GenBank genome assembly
CGUUUUUGCCCCUUGUCAAGUCUCGAAUCUUCGCUUAUGUAACCACACCAGACCGGUCGGCAAAGGUGAAACCUGUCUCGGUUAACCUCUGUUCAAUGUGUACAACGGGAAACCUGCCAAGUUUAGGUGACAGAGACGGGUUGAGGAACUAAGGAAUUGCUUGAUUGCGGCGCGUCACCUGGUUAGCAUUCGGUUGAUGGGGUGUAUGAUCGUCUGAUGGAAGAGACGAUCUGAUGAUCUGCUACGCUACGUUGUACUCCGGAGUACACCGUCCCAGGCAUAACAGGCGUUUAGAAGUUAGCAAGUUUACAUGGGAUUUUACAUGGAAUACUGGGUAAAUACUCGACUCCAUUUUAACGUUUGUUACGCCUGGGACGACGUAAAUGCCUCGAAGCAGCUUCAUCGCCAUGAAAGUUUGAGAUUCUUGGUUGGAAACCGAGUUGGUGGGUCGAGGGAAGAGUAUAUCAUGAGCUCCUGCUUCCUGUUCUGCUUCUAGUCACCCAUUUUUGAAUCUCUCCAUUUGUCUACGGAUCGGUGAUCACUUCAUUCUUUAAUCUUAAAUUAUUUUCUUCAACUUUAUAUAUUCUAUUCAAACAGCUUUCGACAAGCCCAUCACAAAGAUCCCCAACUGAACCAAAAUGUAUAACCCCACCACCCUCCUCGCCCUUCUCCUCACCAUCUCCGCAACCACCACAGCUCUCUCCGUAAACCCCACCACCGGCGCAAUCCUCCGCACCCGCCACUUCGAAGACUCCAUAACAAACCUAAAAUGUUCCGGCACCACGUUCGUUCCCCCUCCCCUCCCUUCCCCUUUCCCAAAACCGCCACAACUAACCCACCACAGCAAAAUCGACGAGCACGACAUGAACGUCGCCGUCCUCAGCAUCUGCGGCGGCAUCGCCAAGCCCAAAACACAAUGCGAGGGGAAUCCCAAAUCCACCACGGGCGCCUCGGGAACCGCCAAGUUCCAGCUCGAUGCCACGGCUGCGGGGUCGACGAUCAAUAUUAGUAAAGGACGGUGGGAGCAUUGUGUUGAUGCUGCGAGGGAGUAGUGUCCUGAUGGGGGGUUCUCUGCUACGUGUUUGGGGGGUGCGGCGCCUUCGGGGGAUGUGGCUUUUAGUUUGACGGCUCAGAAGUAGAGGGGUGAAGGGGAUGGAUGGUUGGAUGGGUCUAUGGGGUCUUGUUGGAGUGCGGGAUUGGAGUGGAGAGAGUGGUUGAUAUUAUGGUAUCAUUUACACUCUUUUCGCGGGUCUUA